This is a messenger RNA of Bufo gargarizans (Asiatic toad), 2507 nucleotides long. Its product is annotated as major facilitator superfamily domain-containing protein 8-like. Lineage: Eukaryota; Metazoa; Chordata; Amphibia; Anura; Bufonidae. Gene Ontology annotation, molecular function: transmembrane transporter activity. Gene Ontology annotation, biological process: transmembrane transport. The transcript has 13 exons. The record is from RefSeq and is a predicted model, not a curated record. Bases 350 to 1672 code for a protein of 440 amino acids.
UCUGCAGAGAGAAGCUGCCGCUGAGGCACCAUGGCAGCCCGGGCGCUUUAUAGGCCGGGCAGUACGCCGUGACUGUGGCCCUGAGGGCCCCUGUGCUUACAGCUGCAGCCUGGGGUCAUAGGUCCGGGCUGAUAUAUAAGUACGCGUCCUGUAUGUAAAGCAGCCGCAUCUGACACAGACUCCAUGGAGCCGCAGGCAGACCCUGACAGUAAGACGCCAUAAUGGCCUUUCUAUUGGGGGGUGCGGUGCAGUUUUGCUGCAGAGGAAGCGGAAACUGACAAAUGUUGCAAUAGGAUUAAUCUUUCUGCUGAGUGGCAUUGAAUAUGCUGUGAUCCUACCCACUGUCUGGAUGUUCCUGCAGUCACUCGAUGCUCAGCCAUUCUUUCUAGGUCUUGUUCUAUCUGCAUUCAGCCUUACAGAACUAUUGUCUGGCCCCAUGUUUGGUUAUUGGUCAGACAGUACAGGAAAAACUAAGAACGUCAUCCUAUUGAGCAACUGCUUUGAGAUUGCAGGUAAUUUUAUGUACUUUGUUGGAAUCUCUAAGUGGUUUCUUCUGGGCAGUCGUCUAGUAGCAGGUGUUGGUGCAGGAGCUGGUGCUUCAAUAUUUGGGUAUUUGACCAGAUGUUCUAGCUCCAGGGAUCGUAUACCAGUGUUUGCAAUGGCCAUGGCAUGUCGUCAGGCAGGGCUUUUAAUAGGGCCGGCAUUUAAUGUCUUCCUAAGAUAUUGCACCUUUCAGAUUGGACCAUUCCAUGUGGACAAGUUCUCCGCUCCUGGUAUCUUCAUGUGUGCUCUUUGGGCACUGAUGCAGUUUGUGGUGAUUUUUAUGUUUUAUGAUCUUCCACCAAAUCCUUCACCACAGCAUGAGCGGGAACCCCUCUUGAAGCAGACAGACAUUCAGAGUCCCUUAUAUGGCGCUAUCAACUGUGUUCAUGACCCAUCAUCCAACCAGGAUGAUUUUUCCAGCAUGGAGAAUUCAAGCCCUCCUUCAACUCUUCCAAUAACAAAUAAUCAUAUUCUUUCUCAAAGUGCUGAGUUAAAUGAAACCACUAAGCAACCAAUCAUAGGGUUGGUAAGGGAGGAGGUUGUGGUGCUUCUGGCUGCUCAGUUUGUGACGUUCUUUAAUCAGACAGCACUGGAGACUUUAGUGACGCCUCUAGCUCAAACAUAUCUUGGCUUUGAGGAUCUGCAGAACUCGCUGAUUUACUUUCUCUGUGGGAUUGAGAUGUUGAUUGGUUUCCUUGUGGUGCGUAUCCUUAGCCGCUGCUGUUCAGAUCGCAUCCUCCUGGUAUUUGGACUUUGUAUCUGUAAUAUAUCCUGCAUUUGGUGUCUCCUGUUCUUGGCAAAACCCAAAGGAACUUAUGGCUUUCUUCUGGCAGAGUUUGUGAUUGGCGUUUUUCUACAAGUUCUUGGACUGCCAUUUGUAUCAGUGUCACAGGUGUCUUUAUUUUCAAAAGUAACUGCUGAAAAAACUCAAGGGUUCAAUCAUGGACUACGAAGAUCGGUUGGUGGUGUGGCCACAAUCCUGGGACCUUUGUGGGCAGCAGGUUUAACACAAAAUCUGUAUAUUAUGCUGGGAACUAUGAUGGGUCUGCUUCUUCUAAUCAGUGUAAUGGUCAUUGUGUCGUACAAGUACCUAGUAGAACCUCCUGCAUCAGAGGACCAAUCUUCAUGAAGAAUAGCCUGUUCCUUGGACUGUUUAGCAUUGCACUUACUGUAAAGUCAAUUUAGGCUAGGCUUCCUUGUGAGCCAUAAGUCUUAGAAAUUCUGUUCGGUAAUCAUAUUUUACAGUUUCUUUUUUCCAUAUGAGAAAAAAAAGUUGCAAAAUAGAUGUUUGUUUGUUUGGCUUCCAAAUUUCUCACAGAGAAGUAUUUAGGUUUGUCAAUCCUACAAUUUUACCUUGACUGGGGAGUGACACCAUGGAACCCUAGUAACAAGGAGUAUAUAUAAAUGGCUGUGAGAAGCAAGGUCUGUAUUGAGCGAAGCCUUGAGAUAAAUCUCUGUUCAUCUUGGAAUUGAUAAUAUAUGUUCAUUUGCUGUCAUCUUCAAACAAAUCUGAUAAUAUGUACCAAAGCCAACAUAAAGCUGUGUAAAUUAAAUUCCCUAAAUGAUGUUCCGCUAAUGUUUUGAUGGUCACACUUGCAAUUAUUUUGCAUUGAAGAGUAAUAGUCCACUGUUAGGACAUAGUCUUAUGCUGGAGCCCUCUAUGAUGGCACAUUAGGACUUUGUGUGCCUUCAUAUAAUAUCAGAUGCAAUAUAAGCACACAACAAUCGAUGGAAGCUGUAGUCCUGGAUCUGUACUACAGAUCUGUAAUAUCGCAUUGAAUAUGAUCCCUUACUACAAGUAGUGGUUCAUGUUAGAUAGAAUGUAACUAUAUAAUAGAAAAUUAAAUUCUUUGGUUUAAAAGAAAAUAAAAUUGCAAAAAAGGCUCAAUUGCUUAUUUUGAUGAAUGCAUUGUAUAUGUAUUUGUUUUAUGGAAUAGUAAUUUGAGUAUUAAAAGGAUUGUUCU